Sciurus carolinensis (gray squirrel) is the source of this 2049-nucleotide messenger RNA. RefSeq names its product transmembrane protein adipocyte associated 1 (gene Tpra1). Gene Ontology annotation, cellular component: plasma membrane. Gene Ontology annotation, molecular function: G protein-coupled receptor activity. Gene Ontology annotation, biological process: G protein-coupled receptor signaling pathway. NCBI's taxonomy places the organism in Eukaryota, Metazoa, Chordata, Mammalia, Rodentia, Sciuridae. The record is from RefSeq and is a predicted model, not a curated record. The transcript has 12 exons. The coding region runs from base 553 to 1662 and encodes 369 amino acids.
CGGCGCGGGUGGCAGCGAUCUGGUCUGUUGACAGCUGCUGACAGCUGGAAGCCGCGGUGGGGAAGGAGGCGGAGCGUCUUCAGCUCUCCAACCCGCGGUUCUGCACCGCUUUCCGGGGGAAACCCAGCUACCUGUCCCCAGAGCAACUUCUCAUCCCGGCGGCGCCUUCCUGCUGUCUCUUUAAGAGGUCUGCGGAUCGCCCCGCCUCUUCGAGAUCUGAUUGGUCUCUUCCGCUCGUUUCGUUUCCAAUGGGCGAAAAAGACGGUCCGGCCUUCUGGGUCGCCGCUGCUGGGAAGGUCUCUCCGGUGUCCUCGGGGCUGGCGGGCCCUGCGCGCUGGUGACGUCUCUCCUACCUCGUCCACCCCCGGUUUCCGUGGAACCGGCCUCCGAGGCUCUUGCGCGACGCUCCCCGGCCGCUGCCGCCUCCCCCGGGCGCUGAAGGCCGGAGUCCCGGGGCCUGAGCCGGGUCCGCGCUCCCGGCGACGGUGGAUGGGCGGCCCGGGCGGUCAGGCCUGAGCGCUGCCCGGGGUUCUCAGGGCGGCUGCGGGCAAGAUGUACACGCUGGAAGGCGCCAACGAGAGCACAGCGUCGCCGCCACCGCUGGCCCCCAACAUCAGCGUGCCCCACCGCUGCCUGCUGCUGCUGUACCAGGACAUCGGCGCCUCCCGGGUCCGGUACUGGGACCUCUUGCUGCUCGUCCCCAAUGUGCUCUUCUUCAUCUUCCUGCUCUGGAAACUUCCAUUUGCUCGGGCCAAGAUCCGCGUCACCUCCAGCCCCAUUUUUAUCACCUUCUACAUCCUGGUGUUCGUGGUGGCCCUCGUGGGCAUCGCCCGGGCUGUGGUGUCAAUGACAGUGAGCACCUCGGAUGCUGCGACUGUUGCCGACAAGAUCCUGUGGGAGAUCACCCGCUUCUUCCUGCUGGCCAUCGAGCUAAGCGUGGUCAUCCUGGGCCUCGCUUUUGGUCACCUGGAGAGCAAAUCAAGUAUCAAGCGGGUAUUGGCCAUCACCACCGUGUUGUCGCUAGCCUACUCUGUCACCCAGGGGACCCUGGAGAUCCUGUACCCUGAUUCCCAUCUCUCUGCUGAGGACUUCAACAUCUACGGCCAUGGUGGCCGCCAGUUCUGGCUGGUCAGCUCCUGCUUCUUCUUCUUGGUCUACUCUCUGGUCGUGGUCCUCCCCAAGACCCCGCUGAAGGAGCGCAUCUCCCUGCCCUCGCGGAGGAGCUUCUACGUGUACGCGGGCAUCCUGGCGCUGCUCAACCUGGUGCAAGGGCUGGGGAGCGCGCUGCUGUGCGCCAACAUCAUCCAGGGCCUCUGCUGUGUGGACGCCACCACCUUCCUCUACUUCAGCUUCUUCGCGCCGCUCAUCUACGUGGCUUUCCUCAGGGGCUUCUUCGGCUCAGAGCCCAAGAUCCUCUUCUCCUAUAAGUGCCAAGUGGAUGAGACGGAGGAACCCGACAUGCACCUGCCCCAGCCCUACGCCGUGGCCCGGCGGGACGGCGUGGAGGCCGCGGGGGCCACAGGAGCCGCGGCCGCCUCUUACUCCAGCACGCAGUUCGACUCGGCCGGCGUGGCCUACCUGGAUGACGUCGCCUCCAUGCCCUGCCACGCCGGCAGCAUCAACAGCACCGACAGCGAUCGCUGGAAGGCCAUCAACGCCUGAGUGCGGCCACCCUCGCCCAAGAGCCUGCGGGGACCCUUGAGGACAGGUGGGACAGGAGGCCAGCGGCCCAGACUCCCAGGUGGAGCUGCUGCAGGUUUGUGGGCGAGGCCUGCACCCCUGGAGUCUGGAGGCCUCUUCCUGUCCCUGGGUCACCCAUGCUCCAGCCGGGGACCCCACGCCCUUUCCGUCGCUCUCGCCCUGCUCAGCAGUAUGGCCCAGACUGGUCUUCCACGGCCGAAGCCUCAUUGCACAGGAUGGCUGCUGCCCACCGCCCCUCACUCCCCAUGUCCGCAGCCGCAGGUCUCCUCCAAGCGCACGGCGCGGGACCAGCUGCGGCGUGUAUAUUUUCUUGAUUUAUUUUUUAAUAAAAAGGAAAAGAGCAGAAAA